Molecule: messenger RNA, 806 nt
Organism: Carassius gibelio (silver crucian carp)
Lineage: Eukaryota; Metazoa; Chordata; Actinopteri; Cypriniformes; Cyprinidae
Product: ribonuclease P protein subunit p21
Exons: 5
Coding region: 113-592 (159 amino acids)
Biological process (GO): tRNA processing
Cellular component (GO): nucleolar ribonuclease P complex
Source: RefSeq, a predicted model, not a curated record
UUUACCGGCCGCUGAGAAGCAGAAGGAAUAAAACCAGCAUGCUGUUGUCAUGAUAUGCAGCAAAAGUUCACACUUUGUAGUUUUAAACACAGAAAAACGUCUAUAAAGAAACAUGGCCGGGAAUAUAAAAGAUAAAGAAGCAUAUCAACGCUUGAACUUCCUCUAUCAGGCUGCUCAUUGCGUUUUGGCUCAAAAUCCAGAGAACAUCGAACUGGCAAGAUUUUACUGCUUCACACAGAAGACCAUCUCCAAACGACUGGUGCUCAGACAAGAUCCAUCAGUAAAGAGAACCAUUUGCAAAAAAUGCUGCACUUUACUAAUACCAGGUGUCACAUCAACUGUACGACAAAAAAGAGGACCCAGGCGACAACGUAAGACUAUUGUGCGAUGUUUAAGCUGUGGACUGACCAAAAAAUUCCCAAACAACCCAAAACACAAACUGUGGGUGGAUCAACCUGAGGCUCAACUAGAAAACCAGACUUCACGAGAUGCUGGUCCUUCUUCACAGUCCACAACCCAAGAGAAAAAAAAUGAUAUUGGCUCAUUGUCCAAAAUAGCGAAGACUCAAACAAAUCUGACUAAACCUUCAUGACACUUUAGUAAACUGUACAUGCAUUGAUAUAACUAGAUAAAGUUAACUUUAAGGGGUGGUAUUUUUAUUUUAUUAUUGUUUGUUUUUGCAGUCUUUAGAUUUGCUCAAAAACAAAUUUUUAUUUUCAUAGAAAUAUUGAUGUGCAAUAUUGUUUUUCUUCGGCAUUGAGUGGAUUUUUUUGAAUUGCAAUAAAGUGGCUGAUUUACAUUGCUAA